AUGCCGUCUCCAUGUGCGGUAUGUGAAAUGCCGUCCAAUGGUUUGCAUUUUGGCGUUUCCUGUUGUCGUGCAUGUGCGGCGUUUUUCCGUCGUACCCUUUCUUUAAGGCUGAAGUACAAAUGUCGAUUUUCUGGAACAUGUGUAGUCAUUGAAAAUUCAGUGAUGCAGGCGGAUUAUGAUGAAUAUGAAUGGAAUUCAAAGUCACACUUACCGAGUUCGAUUUGUUCGAGUGAGUCCCAUUCGUCUUGCUCACCAACACAGUCCGUUCGUCGUAUUCCUGCUACCGUGCCAAAUGGCAAUAACCCGAGUCCGAUUGCUGUAUACUGUAGCAAUGCAACGUCGUAUGAUUUUCACAGUAAUGCACAGAUGGUUCUAAAGGCAAAAAUUGACGCACUUUUUGACAUGGAGUACAAUGUAAAUGUUUUCCCAUACACCAUUGUUCCUCUCUCAGUAAGCCAGCAGGCCAUGAUCGCCUAUGCAAACCACUCACAGCAUUGGCCUGACAGCUUUCAGGGCAAGACCAGCGAGGUGAACAUAAUCGACGUAGAGCAUAUUUUGCGUGAUACUUACGUUGAGAUUGAGUAUUUCGCCCAGUUCGCCAUGUCUCUGCAAUCAUUUAGCCAACUCCCAAAGGAUCAAAAAUGGUUGCUAUUUCGAAAUUUCUGGCCUGGUUUUUUUCAAUUGGAUCGGAAUUUCCAUACAUGUAAAUUACUUGGCUACGAUAUCAACGAUGAAAGAACGGUGUGUUUCGAUGGCACGGUUGUCAAUCUUAAAGGACAUGUAACCAGGUUGGAUAUGAUAUCCGAUCUCAAUGAGGAGCAAGUCCGAAAAGUGAUGAAGCCGUCGAAUGACUUGUACCGCGAGCUUGUGACAUAUCCGUUUAAACGGCUGAGGCCAAAUGAAUUCGAAUUACUGUACAUGGUAAUCAGCUGUAUGUGGAACGUGAGAAACAUUCCCAACGUUGCAAAAGAAACAAUCGAUAUAGCUGAGCAAGUUAAAAGUCGUCUGGCCGAAGACGUUCACAAUUACUACACAUACGAACUACGAAUGCCAAACUAUGCUUCACGUCUACACAAGAUGAGCUUCAUCAUAUCUGCCGUUGAUAAAUUGAAAGAACGACGAAAGGAAGACAAGGAGUUGUCGCGAAUGUUCAACAUCUUCAAGCAAGAUAUUUUCAUAACCGGAAUUGUUUGA
Molecule: messenger RNA, 1194 nt
Organism: Angiostrongylus costaricensis
Lineage: Eukaryota; Metazoa; Nematoda; Chromadorea; Rhabditida; Metastrongylidae
Source: the annotation of a GenBank genome assembly